AAUGUUCAUCUCCUCCUUCCACGCCCCCUCAGGUCUUUACUAGCAACUACUUCUUCUGCGUGACUAGAACACUUCCACGUUUCUCCUUUGCUUCACUCUUAUUUCGUCUCUCCCAUCAUUUAACAGACGAAAGCAGCUGAAACCCAGAAAACUUGAGCAGAAAAAAAGGGGGAAAAGGAAUGGCUUUUUUCAAACUUCAAAGCCUGAAACCCAGACCCAUGUCGGAGUUAUCAAUGAAAGUGGGUUCGAUUCGGUGCUACGUCAGCAGGUGCAGGGCGGUGUUGCUGCAUCGGUUCGGUGGACCUGAGGUGUUGGAGCUCCGACCCGAUGUGCCUGUUCCUGAUCUUAAGCCCAAUGAAGUUCUCGUUCGAGCCCGAGCUGUCUCUAUCAAUCCCCUUGAUACCAGAAUGCGAUCGGGCUAUGGUCGUUCCAUAUUUGAGCCACUUCUGCCUCUCAUUUUGGGUCGUGAUGUUAGCAGUGAAGUUGCAGCUGUUGGUGCCCAAGUGAAGUCACUGACUGUAGGACAAGAAGUUUUUGGUGCUUUGCAUCCAACUGCUGUGAGGGGUACAUAUGCCGACUAUGCAAUUCUUUCGGAGGACGAGCUUUCUCCGAAACCAGCUUCAGUUACUCAUGUGGUAACCUAUAUGAUCGUUUACUUAUUCUCUCGGUGAAGAAUAAAUUUAUGUUUCAACUGUUUUCAGAAAGCAUAGAUUUACGUGACUUUUGAGUACUUGUUUUUCAUUCAUUCUGGUUGGCUCUUGGUGGAUGAUAAUACACUCUGCCCAUACAUUAUCUGCUCAUAUAUUUGAUUUCAUAGUUCAUAGAAUAUUGUUUAUUUCCAUCCUUUUACUCUAAUAGUUGUGUAGCAUGAAUUUGAGAAUUGGUUCCCUUUUGCUGCAUUGACUGCAUGGCGUGCCUUAAAAGUACUGCAAGGAUAACUGAAGGGUCAGAAGGUUUAAAAGGGCUUCUACUAUAAUGGCGUCGGCAAAUGGCAAUCUGAAAUUUCUAGUUCCGCAAACAUUAUUCUCCUGGCUGAUAAAUUAUAAUCCAUCCCAGUUUUCCUAUGGUUAUUCUGAUGCUCAUUAUCUUUGGCUUUAACUUUUUUUUAAUUAUUAUUUUUUCAUCUUUUGAUUGUUGUCCAAUCGGAAAUUGCUCAUUAUUCUCUAUACAUGCACAAAUGUCAUUUUUGGUAGAGGGUAUAACAAUACAAUCUGCCAAUUGAAUUUUACAACUAAAUUUUCUGGGAAACUGUUGCAAUGUAUCCUCCCAUAUGAUAGAAUUCUCAUGCAACAGGCAAAGGCUGUUAGUAAUAGGUGGCGGAGGAGCAGUAGGUUUUUCUGCUAUUCAGAUUGCAGUUGCUGCGGGUUGCCCUGUUACAACUACUUGUGGAAAUCAAACUGUAAAUCGUCUAAUGGCAGCAGGUGCUGAGCAGGCUGUUGAUUAUACUUCCGAGGAUAUUGAGUCAGUAAUUAAGGGAAAAUUUGAUGCUGUCCUGGACACCAUUGGUGUGCCCGAGACAGAAAGAACAGGUAUCAAUCUUUUGAAUAGAGAUGGGCACUAUCUGACACUUAAGGGAGAGGCAGCAGCGCUGAGCGACAGGUAUGGAUUACCGAUUGGGCUUCCUGCGGCUGCGGCUACAGCUGUUUUGUGGAAGAAAAGGAUUCAGUACAAAUAUUCUCACGGAAUAGAAUAUUCAUGGAUAUACAUGAGGGCAGACUUGGAAGGCUUACAUGAGAUACGCAGAUUGUCAGAAGCCCGGAAGCUGACUGUACCUGUUGAAAAAACAUUUCCGAUAACUCAAGUAAGAGAGGCUCAUGAAGCUAAAGAGAAGAAACUGAUCCUUGGUAAAGUAGUGCUGGAACUUGACUAAAGUAAGUUCUACAUCACAAAUAACUUAAGAAUUUUUUUUCUCUUCUAAAUGUUCCUUUCAACAUAAAAUUGCUAGGAUAUGCGCUAAAGUUGUUGUAUACUUGUAUAUAAUGUCGGAAUCUGUAAAUACUCGAGCAUAACUUCUUUUUAAUUAUUUAUCCCCUUCAUUUUUACUGAAA
Messenger RNA from Hibiscus syriacus, 2048 nucleotides. Its product is annotated as reticulon-4-interacting protein 1, mitochondrial-like. The transcript is spliced from 6 exons. NCBI's taxonomy places the organism in Eukaryota, Viridiplantae, Streptophyta, Magnoliopsida, Malvales, Malvaceae. The record is from RefSeq and is a predicted model, not a curated record. Bases 1271 to 1870 code for a protein of 199 amino acids.